AAUUGUAAGCACCUGCUAACGCGCACGGCUACCUGUGCUUGUUGAUAUGAAGGUCAACAUUUCCAUUCACAUCAGCAUCAACAAUAAAAAGCCGGAUUGUUUACGAGACUGUGUACUAUAAAUGCAGGACUCAUGCCAUUUCGUUGGCAGUUGAGGCAAAACAAACUGGAUGAAGCAGUUAUCAAGCGAACAGACUUGACUGCAUGGAGUAAUCAGUGCAUUUAUCGAAUCUACAUAGCGUGUGAGUGGAUGCCUGCAGAGAGUCAUGGGUAAUGGCUGCGUUCGAGUCAGUCCUGAUGGAUAUACAAUUCACAUCAAGACGGGAGACCACAAGGGCUCAGGAACGGAUUCUUCGGUCAACAUGAGCAUGUAUAACUCAUCCGGGUCAUCACCUGAAGUCAAGAUCAACUGUAACUGGAAGGAUGACCUCGAGAAGGGAAGCCUAGACACAUUUCACCUGAAGAGCGCGGGUAUCACUGAAGCGGUUGAAGGCAUCGAGAUCAGGCUGUCCGAAGGAAUCUUUUGUCAGAAUUGGUUUGUGGAAACCAUCGACAUCAAGUUCCAAGACUCACCGGCUGACAGGAGUAGUGUCUUCCCCCUCCAUCGAUGGAUCAAAGAAGGCGAGACUUUAUGCGCCGUCAGGAAUGAUUCCACCUUACCCCAACAAGAGACCAAUCGGAAGCAGAGACUUGAUGAACUAGCCCGGAAGAAGGAGACUUAUCAGUUGGAGAGGAAGUUCAACGGUGACUUGGCAAUCGCACAGGUUGUAAAGUUGCCGGACGAACAAGAGUUUUCGAACAAAUAUUUCUUUGAUGUUCUUGCUAAACGUGCCGUUAUCUUCAAAAUUGACAACAUUGCAACCCACCUAACAACGGAUAGAUGGAAGUCGUUGGAUGAUAUAAUUAACGUGUACAACGACACCUUGCCCAUACCAUACGGCGUUCAGAACUGGCGGAGUGACGAAGCGUUUGCCAGCCAAAGGUUGACCGGUUGCAACCCUUGUCAAAUUCGCCUCUGUACGGAUAUCCCAGCAAACUUGGCAGUAACGGAUGAGAUGCUACAGCCACAGAUUGAAGGUCUCAGCAUCCAGGAAGCGAUCCAAAGCAAGAGACUAUUCAUCGUGGACUACAGCGUCUUGAGAGACAUCAAAACCACCGAUAACAGAAUUGUGUGUGCACCAAUUGCACUCUUUUUCGUCAACAAAGCCAAAACGCUGAUGCCUGUUGCCAUCCAACUCUUCCAAGAACCUUCAACAGACAACCCUGUAUUUCUGCCAACUGACCCGGAGUACACGUGGAUGUUAGCCAAGAUGUGGUUCAACAACGCCGAUGGCGCAGUGCAUGAGUCAGUAGCUCAUCUUGGCUUCACUCAUCUGAUCUGUGAGACAAUGGCUGUUGCUGCUAAUCGCUGCCUCUCCCCGUCUCAUCCUAUCUUCAAGCUUCUGGCACCUCACUUCCUCUAUGUCAUGGCUAUCAACAGUUUUGCCUUAGUGACACUGAUCGACCCUGGCGGUCUUGUAGACCAGAAUAUCAACGCUGGCAGUCAAGGAUUCGUCGAACUCAUCCAAAGAGUUUUUCCCGAGUGGCGCCUUGACAUUGAGGGCAGUCUUCUCGAAGAUCUGCGCAACCGCGGGGUAGAGGACCCGGAUGUGUUGCCUGGUUACCACUACAGGGAUGACGCCAUGUUGCUGCACGGCGCCAUCAAGCGGUACGUGGAUUUUGUGGUGAACAAACGAUACGACACGCCUAAGCUUCUUAGUGGAGACAAUGAAAUACAAGAGUUCGCCCAAACCCUCGUUCAACCCAUCGAAGACGGAGGUUGCGGAAUAAAGGGAGUCGCAGGAAACGGCAAGUUUAGCACCAAUGACCAGCUGAUAGACGUCGCGACUUCGAUCAUCUUCAUCGGUAGCGUUCAGCACGCCGCCGUCAAUUUCAACCAAUAUGACGAGUAUGCUUUCCCACCCAAUUCGCCUCUGUGGAUGAACGGAAAACCACCUAAAGAUAAGACUCCACUCACCGAGCAGGAUAUCCUAGAUAAUCUGCCACAUAAGGAGCGCACUUUAGAGAUCAUGUCGUUCGUAAAAAUCCUCAGCGAGAGAGCGACACUGCGACUCGGUAACUUCGAGAAAACCUACCAGUCAGACCCAGUGGGCAAGGAGGCUGUAGACAGAUUUCAAAAAGACUUGCGUUCCAUUGAGAAAACCAUACAGUCACGUGAUGCCAAGCGGAGAAUUCGAUACCCAUAUCUGAAUCCGCAAGAAAUUCCGAAUGCUAUCAGUAUCUAACUUUGUGUGAUAGCGUGACCGGCGUGAGUUGGUCAAAAGCAAACUGAAAGAGUUUUUAACACGUUACAUAAAUGUUUUCUCAAUACAAUUAUAUAAUUAUGCUCACGCCCAUCACUAAACCAAACGCCACUCGAGGUGUGGGCUUCAGAGGAAAGUGUGGAAGGACCAGCUGCUCACAGUGAAACAAGACAAGAUGAUCCAAUUUCUUCACAGUAUGAAUGGGCAAUUUCAACGUUAUGAAAGACAGUUUAAUGUCCGCAACCAUGAAAGCUAAUUAACCAUGAAAUAGAAUUAAUGACUUAGCGAAAUGAUCCAAAACUGUAAUCUCCUUGGUCAUUAAUAGAUAAUGGAUGUAGAAGUUACAUUGAAAAUACACUUUGAGGUUUAUUCACUGAGCUCUUCAAGGAUCGAUUACGGACAUUACGCUUGAAUUGCCCAAAUCUUGCAUUGCCGAAACGUUUUGCAUGCUUUUAUUUUGUAACUUUUAAUUUAGCAACUGCAGUGUGAUAUUUAAUUAUGUUAUUAAAAAGACGCAGUUUAUUUCAAUGUAUCUCAACGUAUUAUAAUCGUUUUACUCAAAUAAAAGGAUAAGUGCGUGUAUAAUAGCAGUCUUUACUUCCUAAAACCAAUCUAGGAUUAUUUUAUUUAUAUGGAAUCCACAACUACAGAAUAAUAACUUGAUUAACACCGAGGUACCAGCUUAUAGGAAACAAACUGACCAAUAUUAAUAUUGGAUUAAGUAAUUUCCUACUACAGAGUUAAAUAAGACACUGUAACUUCAAUUUAUAUCAAAGUUUUGCAUGUCCAAAAAACAUAGUUUGAUCAUUGUUUUACUGACAUAUAAGUAUGAGUGCAUGUAUAUUAGCAGUUCUAUCUAAGAUCCGUCUGGAUUUAGUAUGGAUCUACAGUUAGAUAAAUAAUAACUUAAUUAACAGCGAGGCACCAAUCUAAGGAAACAAUUGACCAAUGUCAACAUAUUGGAAUCUAAAAAAUAUUGCAUUGAGCAUACGUCUAUUAAAGAGUUAAAACGUAAAGUUACUCUUGUCGCUGUUAAGUUUGUUUUACAAUUUUUUUUAAACAAGUCCAAAUGGAAUUUGUGUUUUCUCAAAGGACCGCCAUCUCGUGUAUUAAUGUUGAACAAACGGUGAAAUUCAUUUAUUUGACCAUCACCCGACAAUAACAAAGAGCAAUCGCAGGGGAAAAUGAAUGACGUCAUUAUGUUGCUUUGUUUAAUCGACAUUGUUUGUACGGUUCUGGUGGUUGAAAUAAAUAUGGCAAACAGCAUGAUGGCUAUAA
Patiria miniata (bat star) is the source of this 3580-nucleotide messenger RNA. RefSeq names its product allene oxide synthase-lipoxygenase protein-like. The transcript has 15 exons. Lineage: Eukaryota; Metazoa; Echinodermata; Asteroidea; Valvatida; Asterinidae. Gene Ontology annotation, biological process: hepoxilin biosynthetic process; lipoxygenase pathway; arachidonate metabolic process. Gene Ontology annotation, molecular function: oxidoreductase activity, acting on single donors with incorporation of molecular oxygen, incorporation of two atoms of oxygen; protein binding; metal ion binding. The record is from RefSeq and is a predicted model, not a curated record. The coding region runs from base 266 to 2284 and encodes 672 amino acids.